This is a messenger RNA of Chiloscyllium plagiosum (whitespotted bambooshark), 3129 nucleotides long. RefSeq names its product lebercilin-like protein. Lineage: Eukaryota; Metazoa; Chordata; Chondrichthyes; Orectolobiformes; Hemiscylliidae. Gene Ontology annotation, biological process: intraciliary transport. Gene Ontology annotation, cellular component: axoneme. The record is from RefSeq and is a predicted model, not a curated record.
UGAACUGCUUCCAAUGCAACUACAUCCCUCCUGAAGGAGGACAUCAACAUUGGACAUAAUUUAGAUGGCCUGCUUCCACGCGUAGGGAUUCUAUUAUUCUAUGCGCCCGGUCGCCAAAUAAUGUAUGUUUACAUCCUGGCAUAGCGCCUUCAGGCGCCUUAUAACGCGAACAUCACCAUAUAAACGCAGAUUGUUGUUGCUGUUGUUUUGGAGCCAGAGCCAUUCCUUCGGUGCGUGUGAACAUUGUCGGAUUGCAAGUGCAACCGAUAUUUUCAUAAUCUUAUUUUGAACAGCAAAGACCAGUGUUAUGUGCAAUUACAGAGCAUUCCCUCUGUCCCUCGGAUUGAAACGAAAGGUGUAGAAGAAAUGAACUACAAUUCCCUGGAGGCAACAUUUGAUGCAUGUGCGCUGAGUGCCCCUUCGACCGUUUCCAAGGCGAUGGAUCUAAAUAUUUGAUACUCUAACCAUUCGAAUCCUGUGAACCAUUGUGGCGUAGAUUGUGACAUAUCGAUGGAACUCAUCCUUCGAGUCCUGUUCAUUGCAGAUACAGGUCUUAUGGACGAUUCGUGUUUCAUUCAGCAGCGUCUUAGAAUAAACCGAAGCUGCACAUGAUACCAAACCUUUCAGGAAAAUACAAAUUAUAGGAGGUUUUACAGCCACCUCCAGGUCCAAUGUGAACAUAUUUGAACUCACAAGGAUGCAAAUCCGUUAUAUUCUUCAUCAUGGCCAGUGAAGACAGUUCUUCAGAUCAUUCCCCAGGAAGACACAAGGGAGAAUCUCCUACAAGCAGUAGCACUUCCAGCAAUAAGGCAAAUAACAGCAUCAACAGCGACAACUGUCAAAGAAAUAGUGUGUGUACAGAGUACUCAGAGGAUUUUGAAGAUCACAGCACUAUCACAGAGUCAUUCAAAGCAACGUGUGUUAGAAGCAAGCAGCAAGAAAAAGAGAAAAAGAAUAUUCAUAGAAACAGCAAUCAAAGCAAUCUGAAUAGAGCACAAACAAAACCAACGUUUAGAAUGCUGCAACAUCUGAACCAUUCAACAUCUAAGAAUAAAUCACAGAACUGUUCUAAAUUGUACACUAGUGAUCCAGUGACCCGCCACAUAUUAUCAGCCAGACUGCACAAAACUAAAGAGUUGAAGAAUGAGGUAUGUGACCUUCAGAGGGAACUGGAAAAUGCCAGGCUGGAAAAUAGACUACUCAGACAGGUCCAGUUCAGACACAUGAGGGCACUGGUCAAGUUCGAGAAUGAACAGAAUAACUUACCCCAGCUCCUAAGCAGGCAUGAGAGUGAAGUACGGAUGUUGAAAGAAAUGCUGCGAAAGUCAAAGGACCAAGAUCGGAAUGUGUCAAAGCAACUGAAAGAGGCAGAGUCAGAGCUGUGGAAGACCAAGAAUGCUCUCCAGAAGCUAAAGGACAUCUGUGACAAGAAGAACUUGCAGGAACGGAAUGAGCUGACCUGGAAACUAACAAAUCUCACAAAAACACUUGAGCUUGAUCAAAAAAAGAUCCAGGACCUGGAGAAAAUUCUGGAAUUAAAAAGUAAAAGUUUCAAUCAUCAGCUGGCUGCAGAACACAGAAAGACACAGGAGGCCCUUGAUCUGGCAAAGAAGCUAGAACUGGAGCAACGCACCCUGAAUCAAAUGCUGACGGAAAAACAAAGGCAGCUAGGAGUGAGAAACAUCUAUGCUAAUCGAAUGCUGCUGGAUCAUUCAAAGAACAGUCGGUCAUCAACAAGACAUAAAGCUGAAAAUGUGGCCAAAGCAAUACAGACAGAAGAAUCUUUGUCUCCCAUCACUUCUUUUUCUCCUCAUAAUGUCCUCCCAAAUUUAGAGAAGAAGUCUGCACAUAGUGAGAAGGAAGCACCAAAUGAAGCUAAUGAAGAUUGCAAAACAUCAAAAAUACAACUCAGAAAGGAAGAGACUGAAUUGGAUUUUGAGAUGGAAAGACUAAGAAAAGAAUAUGAACAAGCAGAGAGGAGAUGGAAGGAGAUGGCGGAAAACGAUAUCUUAGAAAACCUUGAAAGAGAAAAGAGAGAAAAACAAGAGAAGGAAAGAGCUGCUCAAGUUUUGAGAGAGGCGUCAGAAAGGAAAGAGACGGAAGGAGAAGAGCAAGACACCAAUGAAAGAGAGCAGCUAGAAACAACAGAGGAAAACAAAGAUGCAAAUGAAUUACAACCAGACAAUAUCAAGGACAUGGGUGAAACAUUUACAAUGAAUGACAACCCCAAUAAACUUCCUUCUCGACUCAGAAGGCGCUACAGAUUCACAGAACAAAUUGAAAAUCUCCACCAAGGACUUCCUGUUUGCAAAAUAUCUUAUGCAACCCAUAUCAGCACCAAGAAAAGACAAGACAGGCAAGAAAGUAAGGAGUUUCCAGAUUUAAGCUCUUCAUUCAGUGGUUAUGAGCCAUCCUUUGCAAAGUUGUGCAAUCAAUCAAAUGAACUGAAGCACCAAGUUGGGGAUGGCUCAAAUGAAAAGUCUGAAAAUUGUCUUCGGUCAACAUCAAAAAAUGAAACGAAAAACAGCCUCAUUGAAAAAUUAUUUAGAUCAGGUGGUACAUUAGAAAAUAAACCCCCCAAAGACGAUGAAGCUAAAGCCACAGACAAGUUAAAACAGCUGCAGAGAAAUAAACAGACAAGUCGAAUUCAGGUUACUAACAAAAAUAGGUUAAAUGUUCUGGAUCCUGACUUGUUACCUGUGAGAGCUUUAGAAUCAUCCACAGAUGAAAGUGAAAAAUUGGUUUUACAAUCAUUACAAAAAUAAAAAUAAGAAUAUAGAUUUCUGUUAAGUUUUAUUAAAUUAAGGUUGUUGUUGUUGUUCUAGCACACUUCUCUUCAGAAAUUGAGAUAAAUGGAAAGAAUUGCCAUUCUGAAUAUUUUUCUGAUGAGAAUGCACAAGGGAAAGAUGUUGAUCCUGAUGUCUAAAGUAAUAAACAAUUGUUGGAAUAUUUUACAACUUGUUUGCACACAUUUAACAUUUUUCUAUACGAAUAGACAACUUAAAAAUCCAUUUGUAAUAGUGUUGCUGGUAUAAUGCAGGUAUGCUUUGAGAUGUGUACCUUGUGUAACUGGCAAGCCUAAGUUAUAUUAUUAGUUCUGCAUGUUUCAUUGCCCAUACUAAUCCAGUU